This is a messenger RNA of Diachasmimorpha longicaudata, 5365 nucleotides long. RefSeq names its product probable ATP-dependent RNA helicase spindle-E (gene spn-E). Gene Ontology annotation, molecular function: helicase activity; RNA binding; ATP binding. Gene Ontology annotation, cellular component: intracellular anatomical structure. Bases 144 to 4508 code for a protein of 1454 amino acids. The record is from RefSeq and is a predicted model, not a curated record. Lineage: Eukaryota; Metazoa; Arthropoda; Insecta; Hymenoptera; Braconidae. The transcript is spliced from 3 exons.
GUUUAGUUUCAAUCGUGAGACCGGGAGGAGAGGUAAAAGCACAAGGAGACGAGAGAAAUUUUGUGCCAUCAUCAACGCUUUGUUCUUUGAUAAUCCUCCAUAAUUUCUUUGUCGUCGGAGAGGAGAGACAAACAGACUCCACCAUGGACGACCCCAUGGCCUUUUUUUAUGGGAAGGCCCCGAUCAAACCGAUAAUCCUCCACAAACCAGCGAGGAAAUGUUCCAAAUUAUCUACUGACUUUUCCUCGCUUUCGUGCACCUCCGAGGCGAGCACUCUGUCGACCUGUGUGGGGAUUGAUUAUGCGGAUGAGUACCUGGAGAAAGAGGAUCAACUCCUGCGUGAGUCCUCCGCCUUCUACAAGAGCAUCCCCGCCAUUGACGGUACGAGUUACGAUCAAAUCUCCCUAACGACAGCGGAUGCCAGCAAUGUCCACUUCGACGAGGAGCAGCAAAAGAUCUACAACACCUACGACUUGAGCUACAACCCCAGGAAUGACCUGUCAAUAGCUUCAUUUCAAGAUCAAAUAACCAGAAUGAUCGAGACCAAUCCGGUGACGAUAAUCCAGGGCCCCACCGGCUGUGGAAAAACCACUCAGGUUCCCCAAUUCAUUUUGGACAAUCGCUACAAGAAUAAACUCCCCUGCAACAUCGUUGUCACGCAGCCCAGAAGGAUAGCUGCCAUGAGCAUUGCAAAACGCGUCAGUGAGGAGCACGAGUGGCCUUGUGGCACUCUCGUUGGCUUCAAGGUCGGCCUUGUUAGCAACACGAACGAGGACACUCGACUCACUUACUGCACAACAGGAGUUCUCCUCCAGAGGCUCGUCCAUCAAAAGCACAUGAAUGAUUUCACUCAUGUUAUUAUUGAUGAGAUCCACGAAAGAGACCAGGACAUGGAUUUUCUAUUACUAGUCGUCAGGAAAUUCCUCAGAUCGAAUUCUCGGGGAGUCAGGGUGGUCCUCAUGUCGGCUACUUUCGAUGUAGAGAAAUUCUCGAAGUACUUUUCGUUUUAUGCAGGUCAAAAGCUCAUCGCAGCACCGACGAUCGACGUGACAAAACGCAAUCGCUUUCUGAUUCGCGAAUUUUACCUGAACGAUCUCUACGCUGUGAAGGCUAAACUCCCCGAGGUUAAGCCCCACGAGCCCGAGGUCUCUAAAGAGAUGCUACAAUUUGCAGUCUGUCUGAUGCAGCUUAUGAACAAAAUUGAUACGGAAAUCGAUCGUUUUGGCAGCAUCAACUCUGGAGAUCGUCCCACCAUCCUGGCGUUUCUCCCUGGAAUUCACGAGAUUGAGGAGCUCCACAACCUCCUGGAUUCACCGAGUAACGAGUCCCAGAAGUGGGACAUUGUCGUUCUCCACUCGUCCAUCACGAGUGAAGAGCAGGGGAGGAUAUUCGAGCCACCACCACCUGGUUAUCGCAGGAUUAUCCUGUCCACAAACAUCGCUGAGAGUAGUCUCACUGUUCCCAAUGUGAAGUACAUCAUUGACUUCUGCCUGACGAAACAGCUGGUGACUGAUACGACGACAAAUUUUCACAGCUUGGAAUUGACAUGGGCAUCUCACGCCAAUUGUCAACAGAGAGCUGGACGAACGGGAAGAGUCAUGGACGGUAGGGUGUAUCGUCUCGUUCCCAAGUUAUUUUAUCAACAAGUACUUCCUGACGAGAAUCCCCCUGAGAUCGCCAGGGCCCCCCUGGAGAACGUCUACCUCAGAGCAAAAAUGCUUAACAUGGACAAGCCCAAGGCCCUUCUAGCUCUGUCCCUGGAUCCACCAGACCUCAGCAACAUUACGAGAACGGUCCUCAAUCUGAAGGAGGCUGGAGCCCUCCAGGAUAUUGGAGACGAUCCCCACGAUGGGGAGUUGACCGACAUGGGAAGAGUAAUGGGACAAUUGCCCUUGGAAAUUCACGUCUCCAAGUUGAUUGUCCUUGGACAUGUAUUCAGUGUCCUCAGGGAGGCCAUCAUCAUCGGCGCCAGUAUGUCCGUCAAGAACAUGUUCAGUGCACCGUUCAAAGAGAAGAUGCAGGCGUAUAAGGCCAAAUUACUCUGGGCCAGGAACACCAACAGCGAUGGAAUAGCAUUUUUGAAUGCCUUCAAGGGUUUCAUGCAUUUCAAGGUUCAGAAUUCAAAGAGCAAGGACCCGAGCUCUGAUCACGCCUGGGCUAGGAGGAGUUUCCUGCAGAUAAGGGUUAUGAGGGAGGUGGAGGCGACGGUUAAUGAUAUCACGCACAGGCUGGAGGGACUCGGGAUCAAGGAGAUCAGGGGACCACUGAGGGUCCAAUGGAAUCUUACGGAGCUUCAAUUUGUAUUGAAGGUCAUUAUUGCCGGGGCUUUUUAUCCACAAUAUUACUUGGCCAAUCCGAGGGCCGAUGAGAGGAGCAGUGUCAAGGAGCUGGGGGGAUUGGAUCCUACGAAAACGGUUUACUUGACAGGCUGGCCAAUCAAUCAGCCAGGACUGCUCUACGCCAAACGUUUUCAGUAUGCCUUCCAGGAUGUUUUAAGUGCCGAUUCAUCCCGCGUCGCAGUUAAAUUUGAUCACUCGAAUCGAGUUUAUAUUCAGUUCAACAAGAAUGAAGUGAAGGAUCAAAAAAACGCCCCUGAUCUUCCAGGGGAGAUUCCAGUGUCAGUCUAUCAGGCUCUGAAACUCAAGUCCAUCAAGAAAGGUGUCUCUAUUUCUGUAAUGCCAGCAGAUGCAGCCAAUAAAAUGGCGGAGGAACUUGGAGUGGAGAACGGCGCAAUCAAUCUGUACAUCCCACGCCCCAGGAAACUUCACGAUGGCCCAGCAUUCAAGCUGAGACCAAAGCUUCCACCCCUCGAUCUGGCGUACUUCCCCAUCCAGGUACAGAGGAUCGUCGACCCUGGGCGCUUCUGGGUGACUAAUGAGGAUGAGGAGACGAAACGAAACCUCUCGGACGUGAAGGAAGCCAUCAAGAUGAUGGAGGCCACGGGCCUGGAGUCUUUUGAGGGGAAUCCACAGGUGGGAAUGAUUGUCCUUGCACCCAAAGACUGCACUGGGGGCGAUCAGAGCUCUUUACCGACAAUCACUUAUGAUCGGGCAGUUAUUCAAAACGUCUCCUUGGUGGCUAAGCAUAACUACAAUGCUCAGGUGUUCUUCAUCGACUCUGGGUAUACCUCGAAACUCAGGAUUUCUGAUCUACGUUGUGUAUCCGCAGACUCACCUCUCCAGCAGAUACCAGCAGCUGCUCUUCAGUGUGCCCUCUGCCACGUCAAACCAGCCAUCCUGAAUACUCUCACGGGACAGUGGUCCGAGAGCACUAAGAGGAUUUUCGAGGAGCUCAUCACCGGAGAGGAGAAGAAACUUUAUGCUGAGGUCUACUCAGUUGUCAACUCAGUGGUCUCCCUCUACCUUCAUGUGUAUAACAAGUCCGAGACAAUUCAGGUGAACGAUUUUCUAGUUCGACAGGGGUACGCUGAAUGCAGAGAGGAGGACUACCUGUCCAAGGCGAACAACACCAUCAGACAGGAUGUGAAUAAGCUGUCAAUCGAGGAGAAGAACACCCACACAGAGCUGCAGCACAGCCAGCUCUACCUCUCAGACUCCUACGUGGAUCCUCCAGACGAGAAGGACUGUCCAAUAACUGUCGUCCUGGCAGGUCCCAACUCACCCUUAGAAGUAAAACUUUCCAACCUGAUUGAAGCUGGAGUUGGUGUGUCAAUUAGCAUUGACCAAGUGUCCGUCAACAGUAUUUUGUUGGAUCCAAUGCUUAACGAUCCACAUUCGAGGCUCGUUGUAGCUGGAUCUGUCAGUCAGGGUUAUGCAUCAGGGAAUCUGAUACUGAGAAACACAACAGUAAUGCCCAGUAUUCCAGGAUUGACCCACCUCCUGGGGCUGAUAUUCGCUCCCAAGGUGGAGUUAAGGGCCAAUGCCCUGAUGACCAGGAAUGUUGCAGCCCUGUGUGGCCUUGGGUAUGAGAAAGAUAGCAAGAGGAGCCUCUUCCCAGAGCACGACAUGGUCCUGAAUUUUGACGUUGACAUCAAUUUGGAUGAUCUGCAGAACAUCAACAGGCUCAGGUACUGGAUGAGCAUGGGGAUAUUCGUGGACACUGACGAGGACAGGAAUGAAGAGCAGAUCACCAACGACACCAUAAAGGCACAGACUAAAGUCAAGGAGAGCCUGUUCACACUGAUGAGCAGAAAGAGGAAUCCAAUCAUUGCUGAAGUGGACGUCAGGCAUACCAAGUGGUGCAGGUACAAAGACUCGGAUUUCAUUGAUCCUCCGAAUGUCAAUAAGUUUGAGAAUAUCAUGAUUUAUAAGCUGCAUCGGGCACUGGAUCUCAAACAGCAAGAUGAUGCCAAGGAAAUGAUGCUAGUUCAUCUCGAGGAGCUGGGUAAGAGGGCCUCGAUGAAGGUUAAGGAGGUGCCUUAUGAGGAAAUAGAGUGCAAGCUGUGCACACAGAAGAUCUUUGGGAUUCUUGAUCUCAGGACACAUAUUACCUCGAGCUAUCAUUGCAGACUGGAGCAAGAACUCAUGGAGACCAAUCAGUUGACAUGAGGGGGGAAGGGGGGGACUAGAUUUCGCGGGAACAGCCCCGAUUUUUUCAGUUUUUAUUCAAAUGUGACCAUCAACACUUCAGAAUUAUUAUUCAGUUUUUUUCAUUUUUCUCAUUUUCUUCUCCUCGUCGUGAAGAAAAGUUUUCAUAGUAAGAAUAAGCUUAUGGCAAAAACGGUGGACGAGCUUUCCAUUAAUAGUUUAGUUUUUCGUGAUUAUUCAUUCUAAGAAAUAUUUAGAAUAAUUUUUUUGAUGAUUUGUGGGGACUGAAGAGAAUGGUUGAGAGGGGAAGGGGCAGAACAUGGGGAUGUUAAUGGCCAUUAAGCAGAACAUUAUCGUUUGGUUCUUUCUUUGUUUAUAACUUUAGAAAACAGUUUCAAUCUUCUUGUUUUUUUAUUGACAUUUUCAACAAUACAUUGUAGUUAUUUAUAAUGAAAAAGUUUCAUUGAUUAAUAAAGAUACCAAAGUACAGGUUAAAAUCAGUGAGAAGGCGAUGGCGAAGAUGUGCAAUUGAUUGAGUGGAAACGGAUUUCUUGGACAAAUUAACAUUUUUAAAUACUUUUUCAUUCGAUGAGUAAAUGUUUAUAAAAUAUCUCAGCAAUCCGCUCAAUGAAUUUCACGACGCCUCUUAAAUUAAUUACUUAUUUCCUUUUUCUAAUACUAAUUUAUUAAUUUUCUUCAUUUUUUUCCAAUAAGUAUCUACAAAAUAUACAGAUCAUCAAGGGAUGUGAAUGCAAAAUCUAUUGCAAGAAUUAGUCGUUGGAGCUAUAAUUAAAAAUGUAAUUAUUAAUGCUAGGGAUUUUCCAAAUGCAGCUUAAUGGAAAAUAAAUUUAUCAUUUACCAUCCAAAUAAAUAACAAA